AUGGUAGUACCAAGAAACACAAAAAGGGUUGAACGGGUGCAGAAUCAUUCUCGCAUCUCCAUUAGUAUUAUGGUAUGCGGAAAUGUAAAGGGGGAUCUACUGCCUCCCAUGGUCUACAAAUCUAGCAAUUUAUAUGAAAACUGGCCAGAAGGCGGCCCUCCUGGAACCAAAUAUGCCAGCAGCCUCUCUGGGUGGUUUGAUAUGAAUUUAUUUGAGAUGUGGUAUUUUAAAAUUCUCCUCCCUCACAUAAAGGAAACCCGAAAAGAAGGCGCUACAACUAUUGUGGCUGGUGAUAAUCUCGCCAGCCACUUUUCGCCUGCAGUAAAUCAGUCCUAUAAGGAGCAUGGUAUUUAUAUAACUCCAUUCCCUGCAAAUGCCACCCACCUUAUGCAGCCACUUGAUGUGGCUGUAUUUGGUCCCAUGAAAAAGUGUUGGAGAAAAAUUUUAGACAAUUGCAGGAAAGAGAGCCAAUAUCCAGGGAAGUUUUCCCAAAGAGCAGUUUCCAAAUUUGCUCUCUAG
Anoplophora glabripennis (Asian longhorned beetle) is the source of this 519-nucleotide messenger RNA. Its product is annotated as jerky protein homolog-like. NCBI's taxonomy places the organism in Eukaryota, Metazoa, Arthropoda, Insecta, Coleoptera, Cerambycidae. Gene Ontology annotation, molecular function: nucleic acid binding. The coding region runs from base 1 to 519 and encodes 172 amino acids. The transcript has a single exon. The record is from RefSeq and is a predicted model, not a curated record.